AUGUCAGGUGCCAAUGUUACACUCAAAAGAUUUUGGAAGAAGGUGGAUGUUGCUGAGAAUCAUGAAGUUCCUAGUUCACGACGCCUGCUUGCAACCUUGAUUGCCAUAGAAUGGGAAAAUCAGGAAAAGCUCAUAAAGCCACAUGCACUACCCAUGACGUCCAUUGCUUCUCGUGCUAUAGACGGAUUACAAGAUGAAGGCGCGCGAUUUGAUCUUGUAGCAGGAUUGAUUAAAUACUUUGAUACAGACACUCUAUGUUUCCAUGAGGCUCACCCGCCUGCUCUCGUUCAACUUCAAGAGGAGCAUUGGGUUCCACUCAUCAAAUGGGCUGAAUCCGCAUACGACAUCAAAAUCAAUAUUUUUGACUCACUUCUUGGCAAUUCGCAGCCAAAAGAGUCCAAAAACUUCCUGAUGAAGGAAAUCAACAAAUUGAAUCAAUGGGAGAUGGCCGCAUUCGAGAGAGCAGUAUUGACCACCAAAUCGUUUAUUAUCGCGCUUGGCCUCGUUAAAGGCCGAAUUGAUGUGGAGCAAGCUUCCCAGGCGGCACAUGUCGAAGUUGUGAGCCAGACGCAGCGAUGGGGGGAAGUUGAAGACACGCAUGACGUCGACUACCACGAUAUCCGCCGACAAUUAGGUAGCGUGGCUUGUGUGCUUGCAACUAAUUAA
This is a messenger RNA of Rhizoctonia solani, 666 nucleotides long. Its product is annotated as protein ATP12, mitochondrial. Gene Ontology annotation, cellular component: mitochondrion. The record is from RefSeq and is a predicted model, not a curated record. The transcript is spliced from 6 exons. Gene Ontology annotation, biological process: mitochondrial proton-transporting ATP synthase complex assembly. The coding region runs from base 1 to 666 and encodes 221 amino acids. Lineage: Eukaryota; Fungi; Basidiomycota; Agaricomycetes; Cantharellales; Ceratobasidiaceae.